ACAUACUGCUCAGCUGAAGGGAAGGGAUUCUUGCUGUCUCUCUCUGCUCUAGGCAUCACCUAACAAGCAAAGCGAACAAAGAAUGGGAAAUAAAGCGACCCUUAGCCGGUCUGUGAAUGAAUGGUAACCUCUCUCUGGAGUAAAGGUUGUGCCGGUCCAUGCUCGUUGCAAAUGAUGGACAUUAAACAGAUUGACAAAUCCUGUGGAGUCGUUAGUAAAGAGUUUGGAGUUUUUUUCACGCCACAGUGUUAACUGCAGUGGAAAGGACAGAGGGAGAAGGAGAAGAUCAAGCUCAUGUACAUAGUUCUGAAACUUGCAGGUCCUAGGAGGCAGCUCAAAAGCUAGCUGGACAAGCCUUUCGCUCGUUGAGCAGAAGCGAAGUGAGACAUUGUGAGCUUGCCAGCCUUGCACAACAUUGAAAGGGACUGAAUUUGUAGCACAGAGGGGUCUUUUUUAGCUCUGCAUAUAAUUAGUCCAAACACAAAGGAAGCAACUGAAUGGAGGUUGUCACUCUCUGGAAAAGGGUGGGUAAGACACUUUUUAAUUAAAUUCUUUCAUGAAGAAAGAUUUUUUUUUUUCCUUUGCUGCAGCAUUUAAAAUGAACAAAAUCACUAUCAUUUUACCUUUGAAUGUCUGUGAACUUUAAUGCUGCACAGCUCCUGCAUGCUAUAAAGUGAAAUAUUUGCCUCUGUGUUUGUUCUGUUUGCUGUUUUGCUUUGGUUUUCGGGCUUUGUUUCGUUGGUUUGCCUUUUUUUUUUUUUUCUCUCUCUCCCUUAAAUAAAAUAUGAUGUAGAAUUUGAAAAGACUCAAUGGACAUUCUCAAGCCUAUUUGGAAAUAUUCUUGCUAAUGGAUUUCCUUCUUAUUGGUCUCUGUUUAAACUGGCUGCUGAGGAAGCCCCCGGGGUUGAUAUUGUGUACGCUGGGUAUCUUUUCUAAAAUGCUUCCAGCUGUGAAUAGUGGGUGUCCACAGCUCUGUCGGUGUGAGGGCAGGCUUUUGUACUGUGAAUCACUGAAUCUCACAGAGAUGCCUCGCAACCUGUCGGGCAUGAUGGGCUUGUCUCUGCGGUACAACAGCCUUUCAGAGCUGCAUGAUGGACAGUUCACAGGGUUAAUGCAGCUCACGUGGCUCUAUCUGGAUCACAAUCACAUUUGCUCAGUGGAGGGGAAUGCCUUUCAAAAAUUGCGGCGAGUUAAAGAGCUCACCCUGAGUUCCAACAAAAUAACCCAACUGCCCAACACCACUUUCCGCCCCAUGCCAAACUUGCGCAGUGUGGAUUUAUCGUACAACAACCUGCAGUCUUUGGAGCCUGACCUGUUCCACGGGCUGAGAAAACUGACAACUUUGCACAUGCGGUCGAACGCCAUCAAGUUCGUGCCGGUGAGAAUUUUUCAGGACUGUCGCAGCCUGAAGUUUCUAGACAUAGGAUACAAUCAGUUAAAGAGCCUGGCUCGAAACUCUUUUGCUGGCUUGUUCAAACUCACUGAGCUGCACCUCGAGCACAAUGACUUGGUGAAAGUGAAUUUAGCCCAUUUUCCCAGGCUCAUCUCCCUGCACUCCCUCUGCUUGCGAAGGAAUAAAGUUACCAUCGUAGUAAACACUUUGGACUGGAUAUGGCAACUCGAAAAGAUGGAUCUCUCCGGCAACGAAAUCGAAUACAUCGAACCUCACGUUUUCGAAAGUGUACCUCAUCUCAAAUCCCUGCAGCUGGACUCCAACCGGCUGACCUACAUCGACUCCCGAGUCCUCGACUCCUGGAAGUCCCUCACGAGCAUCAGCCUCUCCGCCAACGCCUGGGACUGCAGCCGGAACGUCUGCGCCCUGGCCUCCUGGCUCAGCAACUUCCAGGGUCGCUACGACAGCAACCUGCUCUGUGCCACCCCCGAGUACGCCCAGGGAGAGGAUGUUUUGGACGCCGUGUACGCCUUCCACUUGUGCGAGGACGCCGACCCCACGAGCGUCAACACCUUCUCCCCGGUGACCAACAACAGCGAGCAGACGCUGGGCUAUGGCUCGGCCACCGCCACCUACGACGCGCCCGACGGCGACGAGGACCGGACCACGUACGCCGUCACCAUCACCAUGCCCGGCGAGAACUCCGAGAACGCCGUGCAGAUUCACAAGGUGGUGACGGGCACCAUGGCACUGAUUUUUUCCUUCCUCAUCGUGGUUUUGGUGUUGUACGUCUCCUGGAAGUGCUUCCCGGCCGGCUUAAGGCAACUAAGACAGUGCUUUGUCACACAGCGCAGGAAGCAGAAGCAGAAACAGACCAUGCACCAAAUGGCUGCCAUGUCAGCCCAGGAGUAUUAUGUUGAUUACAAACCCAACCACAUUGAGGGAGCCCUGGUGAUCAUUAAUGAGUACGGAUCUUGCUCCUGUCACCAGCAGCCAGCGAGGGAAUGCGAGGUGUGAUUUUCCUUUGGGAUUUAAACAGUGUGCAACCAAAUAACAGCGUGCAGGCAGACAGUGGCACGGGGUGGGAGGGGGGGUGCUGGGCUUUGCUGGUGAUUUCUGACGUGCACCCCUGCCCAAAUUAAGAGGGGCUGUCCAAAAGACUUGAUAUUUUAGCUUUAUCGUGUCUUAAAAACCUUCAGGACAGCCAAUCUUAAGGUUUCAUAUGCUAAUACUCCCUUUGAAGAUCUGUCAAUAUUCAGGAAUCUGAGAGUGUAAAAAAAAAAGGUACCAAUUAUUGAUCUUUUGUAAACUAAGAAAACUGUUUAAAAUAAAAAAAAAUAGCAUUUACAGUUUUUACAGACUGGUGUAUAUUACAUGAAUGGUUCCCUGUAUACAAAAUGCAACAGUUUAACCUCUCUCUUCAUGCUGAGUGUUGAAAUGAAAAGUAGAGGAGCAAAGAAGCCACGCAAAAUAGAAAGCUUAAAAUGACCCAGGUGGCUUCCCAUUGUAAUUAGCACACAUUCACGUACAUCAUGUUGCUGAAGAUAUGAAGCAUGACACUGGAAUUCUAUUUUUGUUAAUGUGCUACCUGUAACUGGAUGUCAGUACAACAAGGAGCCAGAGCACCUCAGAAAGGCUGAAGUUUUGACUGUGUCACUAGGACAGGAUUUCUGAGGAUUUUUAAGUACAGCUCUCUUGUUAGUUGCUGUAAGGUCCAUAAAAUCUGCAUUAUAACCCCUAAAAGUAUUUUGUAUCAAAACUGAUGAUAUUGUGAGGACUUUCUAACAAAAAACAACCAACAAAACCCCAACAAGUGAAACACUGCCAAAAUGUGCUCAUCCGAAUUUUCUUUAAUAUUAAAAACCAACCAAAAAAAAUGCUAAAUUUAAAGGUUUUUACUUGCAUUUGCCACUUUUAUGCUUGUUUUGAGCUAUGCCAAGAGCAAAUACCCCCUCAUUUUGUGCUCUGUGGUGCCAUGGUGAAGAGCAAAAGCAAUUAUUUGGGUCUCAGUGGUGAAACUCAAGAGCAAAACCACUGUCAGGGUAGGACAGGGAGUUUUCAGAGCACCCUUCUGGGUCCUGGAGUGAAGUGCUGGCAAAGCCCAGCUCGUGUCCCUCCCUUCCCCUAACAAAACAACCCCAAAACCUCUGCAGAGGCUGGAGGCAGAUGCACCCUCCUCACCAAGGACUGAAAAAUGGCAUUGAUGGAUUGAAGCAGUGAUUUCAUGAUGUAGAAUCCCACAGCUGUUUUAUCUGACUGCCCUUAAAUAAAGGCUUCCUUUCCUUGUA
Molecule: messenger RNA, 3681 nt
Organism: Zonotrichia leucophrys gambelii
Lineage: Eukaryota; Metazoa; Chordata; Aves; Passeriformes; Passerellidae
Gene: LRRTM1
Product: leucine rich repeat transmembrane neuronal 1
Exons: 1
Coding region: 848-2410 (520 amino acids)
Cellular component (GO): extracellular matrix
Molecular function (GO): protein binding
Source: RefSeq, a predicted model, not a curated record